UCAAACACCCCAACAUGCAUGUCAAAGCCUCGCUGUCCAUAACGUCACUCGGUCAUGUAGGGGAGAGCGUGAGAAGUAACUCUUUAUCAGAACGUUCGAGGAGGAGAGAAGUGAGUGAUGAGGAAAGAUAGAGGUGAAAUGACGGCUAGCUGACGGAGAGAGAUAGAGGCCUGGAGGCUACGUGUGAGCGAUAAAGAAACAUUGGUGAACGCAACAACCUUAACCCAGAGACAGAGUAAGACCGAAGUAUGGCCAAAAACACUGCCGAGCCUCAGAUUGACUGUGAACUACAGCCACAGUCUGAUGCCCUUCCUGAGCCCCAUCUUCUCCCUAAGCCCCAGCCUCAAUUCAAGAACCUUUUUCUCCCUAAGGCCCAGCCUCAGUUGCAGAGCGAUUUACUGUCUGAAACCCAUCCCCAGCCUCACCCCAAUCCCUUUCCUGAGCCCCAGCACCAGGCUGAAGAGGAACAGCACCAGGCUGAAGAGUGGAAGCCCCAGAUUUGGAAGCGUCACCACAUUCUCCUUCUCCUUCUGGGCUCUUCCUUCUGUCUCUCCAUACUAGGUCUGAUCUACUUCUUCCAUCAGCACCCCCCAGUAGAGAAACCACCAGCCUCUACUCCAUGUACCUCCCCUGCUUGUCAGAGGGUUGCGACCCGCUUGGCAGUCACAGUCGACCCCUUCGCUAAUCCCUGUGACUACUUCCUGGAUACCUGUGGCUAUAAGGAUGGGGGUUCUCUGUAUUUUAGAGGGCGACAAAGGGGGAAGAAUGUCCCCCUCCACCUACAGGGCCUCAAGAGCAGGGUCACGGGGUUAGAAAAAGAGUUGGGGAGACAGACAGACAGAAGAGACGGGGCUCCAGUAAACCGAAUGUCAGCGAGGGUUGAUGCAUUACUGCUGGCAUUGAGGGAUGUCUUGGAAUCUGAGGACUGCUCCAGCCCGGGUGACUCGGCAAAGCAGAAGGCCUGCAGGUUCUAUCGGUCCUGCAUGGACAUUGGGCCCACUGAAAAUGCUGGGCCAGAACCCUUCCUCUGGCUAGUCCACCAGCUGGGCGGCUGGGCAGUAUCAGGUCCAUGGAACCAGACGGAUUUCAACUCAACUCUGCAUCUACUGAUGAGAGACUAUGCCACCUUCCCUUUCUUUAAUGUUUAUGUGGGCAAGGAUCCUAACGAUACUCAGGGAGACAAGAUGUACAUACAGAUUGAUCAGCCAGACUUUCAGAUACCAAUUGAAUGGAGCAACAAGACUCUGAAGUCCAAAGCAAACACGCAGAUUCUGCGUCCGUUCCUUGCCUCGUGUCAAAAGUUGCUGGACCUGUUAGGCUUUCCCUUCAGCAGUACCAGCAUCCACGUAGGUCUGUUCAUCUCCCUGUCCUCUGAAUUGGCCGUAGAGGCCUCUCCUCUAGCCCAUCGUCUGGAGCGGGGUCUACUGUACCAACGCUUAACCAUCAAAGAGCUACAGACCCUGGCCCCUGCCAUUGAUUGGCUGGGUUGUCUACGGGCCACCUUUCAUCCCCAUCCUGUAAGCCAGUCGGAUCAUGUCCUCCUUCACAACCUUCCAUACAUCAUCCACAUGUCCCGCGUAAUUAGCAAAUGGCUGGACAAGCAUGAAUUGAGUAACAGUGGUCCUCUUCACACCUUCAUGGUCUUCAGUCUUCUCCACACCGUCAUACCCGCGCUGGACUCCAGGUUUGCUCAGACCGAGAAGAAAUUCUCCUCAGCAUUGGGGACUGAAGAGGAGGAUGUCCCUCGCUGGAAGCAGUGUGUCCUGCAGACCGAGAAAGGAUUCGACAUGAUACUGACACACUUACUGAGAGAGACCAUUGGACCUAUAGAGGCAGAGGAGAUGGUUCAGAAUAUUUUUUCGUCUAUCAAGUCCAAACUACCCGAUGUAAUUUGGACAGAUGAGGAUUCUCGUAUUUCUGUUUUGAAUGAGAUUUGGUCUUUAACACCAAGACUUGAAAACAACACUUUCAGUGUAGCUGAGCUGAACCAAUUAUAUUCAAAGGUGACAAUCCAUGAACACAACUUUUUUUCCAACUACAUCCAGACUCUUUCUCUCCAGCAAAAGAGACGAAACAAACUCUUUUCCCAGUCUGAACGAGCUGAUAUUUUGUCCAUCACCCCAUUUCUCUCUAGAAAUGAGCUCAUCUUUCCCAUAGGGAUGUUUGUCCAGCCUCUAUUCCAUCCUACCUAUCCCAGAGCCGUAAACUUUGGGGUGCUGGGGACUUUGAUGGCCAAGGAUAUUCUCCAGCUCCUUCUACCUAACAUCCAUUCUCAGAGUGCGUCUCCCAGCUCCAUAGCGGAGUGUGUGAUGUCUCUGUAUUCAAAUGUGACAGAAGGCAGAGGGAGAGUGGGGGCAUUGACACCUAGGCAACAUCAGGAGAUGUGGAUGCAGUACUCUGCCCUGCAGGUGGCGCUACAGGCGUACAAAGAGAGUUUGAAGAAGUAUCCUUGGGACUUUACUCUCUCAGGCCUUUCUCACAUUCAUCUGUUCCUCACCUCAUUCAUCCGGAUCAACUGUGACACUGACCUGUACAAUGAGUUCAUGCCCUUUGAACACUCCUUCCUGGUUACUGUCAUCUGUGGAAAAUCUGACCUCUGCCCUACUACCUUCACCUGCCAGGGCAAACCCCAACGGCAUUUCUUACAGAUGUGCUGACUAUUUUCAUAUCUCCUCAUGGUUCACAAUUUAAAUGGCAAUAGCAAAGUCAAAAUCCAACUGACCAAAUUAGAUCAUUCAAAAGACAUUCAUCAUUCCAUUGUCCAGGGGAUGAGAGAGUUCUGACUGGGGAAUGAAAUAAAACUAACAUCGAGUAUUUAGUUUAAUUGAAACUGCGUAGCGGCUGAAUUAGAAUGUUUAUGUACGUAUAAGCACCUUGUUAUCCAUAAGGAUACAAUUACAGUUAUGUGAGGAGACUGUGACAAAGAUCCAAACAGUGUUAGCGAAAGAAUGUGUAUGACUACGAAUAUUGUGAAUGUACAUAGCAGUCCGAGAUGUGUGGCUGAUAUUUCUAUAAAAUAAAGUUCCAUGUUUGUGAA
This is a messenger RNA of Esox lucius (northern pike), 3037 nucleotides long. It is a transcript of the gene kel, whose product is annotated as Kell metallo-endopeptidase (Kell blood group). The record is from RefSeq and is a predicted model, not a curated record. The transcript has 17 exons. Bases 249 to 2657 code for a protein of 802 amino acids. Lineage: Eukaryota; Metazoa; Chordata; Actinopteri; Esociformes; Esocidae. Gene Ontology annotation, cellular component: plasma membrane. Gene Ontology annotation, biological process: protein processing. Gene Ontology annotation, molecular function: metalloendopeptidase activity.